AUGUUCAUCAACAAACGAGUUUUUAUUGCCCUGAUGGUGGCUUUCGUAUUGGCUUUGAGUUUUGCUUGGGCUAAACCAGAAGAUCAGAUGGAAGGAGUAACAGAAUUGACCGAUGCUACCUUUGAAAGCUUUAUCAAAUCGAACAAAUAUGUUGUUGUAGAAUUUUAUGCUCCGUGGUGUGGACAUUGUCAACAAUUUGCUAAAAGUUUAGGAAGACUUGGAAAGUUAAUUUCUGGAUCAAAGAGAGUUGAUAUUAAGAUUGCUAAAGUGGAUGGUGACAAGUAUGAAUCAUUGGCUAACAAGGUCAACUUGGAAGGUUUCCCAACUCUUUAUUUAUUUAAGGAUGGAAAUGUUAAGAAACCAAUCACACACGAAGGUUCAAUGACAACAAAGGGUGUCCUCGAUUUUGUCUAUGAAAAUACCAAGAAAAAGAACUAA
Messenger RNA from Naegleria gruberi, 438 nucleotides. RefSeq lists its product as uncharacterized. Gene Ontology annotation, biological process: response to endoplasmic reticulum stress. Lineage: Eukaryota; Heterolobosea; Eutetramitea; Acrasida; Naegleriidae. The coding region runs from base 1 to 438 and encodes 145 amino acids. The record is from RefSeq and is a predicted model, not a curated record. Gene Ontology annotation, cellular component: endoplasmic reticulum lumen. The transcript has 2 exons. Gene Ontology annotation, molecular function: protein disulfide isomerase activity; protein-disulfide reductase activity.